AUGCCUCCCCGCCAGACCACCUAUUCCUUGAACAAGCAGCAGAUCAUCCAGGAUGACAGCGGGGACGACAUGCCUGACCUGGCGAGCGCCGACGACGACACAGAUGCCAGCGACUCAGAGACGCGAGCCCCGCGCCGUGGUGCCGGCACCCAGCAGCCGCAGCAGCAGCGCGGCGCGGGCGGCAGCGCGCGCCAACCAGCGGGCCGAGGGGCAGCGGGGGGCCGGCCGGCAGCUGGUGUGGCGGCGGGUGACACAACAGACGAUGAUAGCCUGCCAGGCCUAAUAGAGGAACCUGAUGAGGAGUCAGAGGGGAAAGAGGGGCGGGCAGCUGCGGAGGAUGAAGACGACGACGAUGAGGGCAUGCCGAGCAUGGCGCGCCUGCUGCGCGGAGUCACUGUGGAGAUGAACCUGGGCGGCGGCAGCGACAGCAGCAGCGACGACGACGCCGACGUGCCGGGCCUGGUGUCUGACGCCAGUGACGCUGGGGACUCGGGGGACGAAGGUUACGGCCCGCCGGGCGGCAGCCGUGGCAGCGGGACGCGAGGAUAUGCUGGCGAAGGAGGGGCCGGCGGGGCCAGGGGGCCCAAGGGCCGGGCAGCCAGGGGCUCACCGCUCAACGCAGGCUUCUUCAACAAGACGCAGACCCCCGGCGGCGCCGUCCCGGAGCGCUCGUCCCGCCCCUACUCUGCCACUGGGAGCGGUGCGCGGGAGGAGGUACGGGGCGGGGCGCGGGCGCAGGUGCCUCUGCAGCCGCCGCCCGCCGCCCAGUUUGCUGCGCACCAGAAGAAGAAGAAGGCGCCGGCGGAGCCGGUGAAGGUAGAGCGUGUGGAGGCGGAGAGGGCGACCGGGGACGAGCUGGCGGCGGCUCUCAAGAUGGAAGAGGAGCACCGCAAGGCUCUGCGCAAAGCAGCAGGCCUGGAAGAAGAUGAGGAGGCGGAAGUGGAGGAUCCAGUGCUUGCCGGCUGCGCCCUGGGUGACGACUGCACAGAGGGGCACGCCGACGCCCACGGCUUGCUCCGGGCCUCCCAGUCAGACCGCUACGAGCUGCGCUGCUCGGCGGGCCACCGCCUGCUGUACCACAAGCCCUGCUGGCGCAAGGACACAGUGCGCAUGGUGGAUGGCAAGGGCGGGGAGGAGAUGGUAUCUGGCAAGGACUUCAAGUUCAGCUACUACAAGAAGAGCGACCGCAAGAAGUGUGUGCGCCCCGACUGCGACGGCAUCCUGGUGUUCAUCGAGGGCCCCAACAAGUAUCCCAUCCUCAACAUCGAGGAGGAGGUCAAGAAGGAGCAGGCUGGCACGCCGGCGCAGCAGCAGGUGGAGGAGGAAGAGCCGGAAUGGGUGAGGUACCAGGCGGCGCAGGGCAAGGAGCGGCGGUUCCGGUUCAAGAAGGGAAAGGCCAAGGCGGCUGAGGAGGAGGAGGAGGUGACGCGGGCCGCCGCUGCUGCCGCUGGUGCUGCAGUGGAGCCCGCCACGGCCAGCUUCGGCAGCAGGAAGGCACAGCGCGUGCAGCAGCAGCAGCAGCAGCAGCUAGAGGAGGAGCAGCAGGCGGAGCAGCAGGACGCGCAGCCGGCGGCCGCGGCUGCGUCGCGGCCCUCCCCCAGGGCUGCAGCGGCCGAGGAGGAUGAGGAGCCCUCCGCCCCAACGCCUGCGCUUCCAGACGACCACCACCUGCGGGCCCUCAAGCGGCAAGACAGCGACGAGGAGGAGCUAAUGGCCAUGGGGCGGCGCAAGGGCAAGGACAAGGGCAAGGCGCCUGCGCGGGAUGGCGGCAUAGAGUACGAGGAUGGCAAGCCCGACAAGCGCAAGAAGAAGGGCGUGAAGCUGGUGCUCGGGGCGCCGUCCAUCGCGGAGCAGCGCAGGCAGGCGCUGGAGCAGCAGGGGAUGGCGGGAGAUGAGGAGGCAGAGGGCGGCCUCGCACGGCGCCUGCAGAGCCUGGAGGUCAGCCCGCUGGACUUCCCAGAUUUGGAUGAGGCCCAGCAGAUUGCCGAGCUGGAGAAGCGGGGCAGGGAGGAUGGCGAGCGUGCUGCGCGCGAGCUGCACAGCGCGGCCCUGCUGAGCGCGCUGCGGUCGUUCAGGGCGCGAGAGUUUAGGCCCGACGACCCCAGCGGGCCCUCGGUGGUGCUGGUGGGCAAUCUGGACUACCGGCGCAUGCACGACGACGAGGGCAUCCGACCGGAGAUGUUCCUCAGGCACGCGGUGUGGCGACGAAGCACGUUCUCAGAGUAUGGCCCCGUCAAGGAGCUGCGCAUGUAUGAGGCCUGCAAGGCUGCGCUGGUGUCCUUCCGCAACACAGCCGCAGCGUACAAGGCCUACAUGCUGCUCAGCCAGAAGGUGGAGGCGCUGGCCCAGGCGCACAAGGAGGAGGCGAGGAGGCGCGCCGACGGCGUGGAUGACAGCGAGGAGGAGGAGGAGGCGGGCAGCAGCAGCAGCAGCUGGGCGCACUUGUACGCGGCAGACGCCCAGUCAGCCAGGCCCACCUCCGGCAGCGCCAGCCGCAGCCAGCCCAGCAUCACGAUCACCAUCCCCGGGAAGGCCGCUGCUGCAGCCAGCGGCCGGGCGCCCCUUUCGGUGGCCGGCACGGGAGACUUUGCGGGUGCCGGCGGCAGCGGCGCAGGCAGCUACAGCAGCGGCUACGGAGGGCUGAGCCCCUCUGCUGCCGCCGGCGCCGCGGCGCAGCCUUCGGCUGGCCGCGGCGGCGGCGCCAAUGGCAGCCUGCGAGUGGCUGCCUCGGAGUUUUGCCCGCAGCCGGCGCCUCCGGCAGCAGAGCGGCCCCAGCAGGACCCCAGCAGCGACCCCCUUGUCACAAAGUUCCUGUCAGGCCAGCUCAUCGCCACCAGCGAGACGCACUACCAAGCGUACCUCGAGUAUGGGGACGAGCCCUUUGGCCUGCCGGUGGCCUAUUUGGAGAAGGUUGGGCUGGUCACUCCUGGCAGCAUAGCGCUGCUGAUGUGCGACCCCCAGGCAGGGCGUAUCCACGGGGUGUGGGCCGGGCAGCAACGGACCCACCUGGAGGAUUCCCGGGAGGUGGUAUCCUUCAAGGCCGAGCGCAUCAUGCCUGCGCUGCCGCUGGACCGAGUGUCGGGGCUGCUGCAGUGGCAGGGCGGCGCGGUGAAGCUGCCGCAGAAGCUGCCCGCAGCCACGAUGCAAUCCAUCGUGCUGGCACUGGUGGAGCACGAGCAGGAGGAACAGCGGCAUGCAGCGGAGGUGGAGGCGGCUCGCUCAGCCCCACAGGGAGUGGCCCGGGCCGCCGUGCACAGCGCCAGCAGCAACGCCGGCGCCGGUCUGGCGCCGCUGCCGCCGCACCUGGCUGGGGCGCCGGGGGCGGCGGCCGGCGCUGCGCAGCGCAAGCAGCAGCAGGACGCGCCGGUGUGGGGAGCUGAGCGCCUGCGGCGUGAGCAGGAGGAGCGAGACGCUGAGCUGGCGCGGCAGAUGCAGGAGCAGCUGAUAGCCGAGGCUCGCCUGGAGGAGCGGCAGCGCUUGGCGCAGGAUGCCCGGGUGGCGGAAGUGAUGCUCAGCAGCGCCGCGGCGGCGGCCCCGCCGGCGUAUGGCUACGCCGCGGCAGCAGCGGCGCGCCCCGCGGCGGCCCCGGCAGCGCCGGGCCCGCGCCCGGCCGGCCCUACCGGCCCCGGCCUCUUUGCCAGCUUCUCCUCGCUGUUCCCGGGGCAGCGCCCGCCGGGAGCCAGCAGCCCACAGGCCGCGCGGCCGCCGCCUGCACCAGCAGCCCCGGCAGGAGCACCAGCAGCAGCAGCGCCGGCGCCAGUGGCCCCGGCAGCAGCACCGGCUGCCCCUGUGGGAGCAGCAGCGCCCCGGCCGUACCGCCCAGUUAUGGGAGGAGUGUACCGUCCGCCUAUGGGCCCUGCCGCCGCAGCCGCCGCAGUCGUGCCCUCGGCUCCUGCCACCGCGGCCCCAGCUGCACCCUCGGCCGCCGCUCCUGCACCAGCCGCCGCCGCCCCUGCAGCCGCUGCCGCCGCUCCUGCUGCGGAGCCCGCGGCUGCAGCGGCAGCGCCUGCGGCGGCGCCGCCUGUCAAGAACCCGUGUGUCAAGUGCAAGCAGCGGGAGUCGGUCAAUAUCUGGAUCCCCUGCGGCCACCACGGCCACUGCCCCGAGUGCCUCCCCGACAGCAUGCCCCUGCCGGACAAGCUGGCGCAGUUCCCGGCCUGCCUGCAGUGCGGCAAGGCAGCCUCCUACUACAUCCGCAUGUUCGCCUGA
Molecule: messenger RNA, 4209 nt
Organism: Chlorella variabilis
Lineage: Eukaryota; Viridiplantae; Chlorophyta; Trebouxiophyceae; Chlorellales; Chlorellaceae
Exons: 26
Coding region: 1-4209 (1402 amino acids)
Source: RefSeq, a predicted model, not a curated record